This is a messenger RNA of Acanthamoeba castellanii str. Neff, 3084 nucleotides long. Its product is annotated as BTB/POZ domain containing protein. The record is from RefSeq and is a predicted model, not a curated record. NCBI's taxonomy places the organism in Eukaryota, Discosea, Longamoebia, Acanthamoebidae. The annotation marks the transcript as partial. Gene Ontology annotation, biological process: regulation of proteolysis; proteasome-mediated ubiquitin-dependent protein catabolic process. Gene Ontology annotation, molecular function: ubiquitin protein ligase binding. The transcript is spliced from 18 exons. Gene Ontology annotation, cellular component: cytoplasm.
UUGGCUUGGCGCCUCUACGACAACAAUAGCAGCACCACCGGAGCCCUCCUGGCCGCCUCGCCUCGAGAAGCCGCGAAGAGGCGAGAGGAAAGGGGCAAACUGCGGGAUCACGCCAGGCACUUGGCCCAGUGCAGAAUAGAAGAGGAACAACACAAGCGUAAGUGGUGGGACGAGCAGAUCAAGGAGCGGGACUGGACCAUGCAGCUGAUGAUGGCACUGUUGGACCCCACGCUGUCGUGUGCUCAGAAAAACGACCAGAUCCAGAAGCUGCGCGAGCAGUUCAUAGUUGCUGUGAGGCAGGGCGUCAGCAAGAUCUUCAAUUCUAAGAAAUCCCACUCAGCAUUCAAGUUCAACGGAUACGCGGUGGGGCCUGGGGAGGACGUCUACGCCACCGGCGGCAUCCGCUUCCAGCAGGUCAGCUCCAGCGCCCAGGCCAGCCGCUUCUUCAGACUAAUGAACGGCACUAGGGUCCGGCAAGAGGUGUUGGACUGCAAGAUCAACGGUGUGCUGAUCCCGCUGUCGGCGGUGGUCGAGUUCGGGGGUCUCUUCUUCUGCGCCAGCGCGGUCUAUUCCGUGGAGAAAGUGCUGUCGCUGGGCGGCAGUGACGGCACCCCUUCUCCCACUCAGAGUGAUGAAGACAAGCUCACGGGCAGGAUCCUGCAGCUGGCCAAGGCUCUCAACCUGCGGUGCGAUUUCAAGAAGCUGGUGACCGUGAACGACUCCAAUGUCAUCUUGCGAGCGCAACCGUGGCUCCUCAAGGGCUAUAAGGCGCCGGCAAAGGACAUGUUUGUGCUCGACAAUCUGCAGCAACUGUUCCCUGACGAUGUUCGGCCUGAACUGCUCACAAUUCACCCCAGGCCCUUCAGCCAGGCCAAAGACCCGAUCGGUCGACGCAAGUACUUGCGGACGGUGCGAGCGCUCCUGCGGACAAAGGUGGUCGACGUCGCCCUAGCGCUGGACAGCGCCUGCCGCGGGAAGGACGGCGACGAGACGUUCGCGCUGGCCCCGGACACCAUCGCCGACCACCUCCACCGGGCCGGCCUCAGCCUGCGGUACCUCGGCCAGGUCUACGCGCGCCUCGGAGAAGAGCUCGCCCGGCGCGAGGUCAUACGCGAGAUGGUCCAGCGCGCGAUCAAGGUGAUCGUGCGCGGCCACAUCACCAAUGGCGUUGACGCGGCGGCCAAGGAGAUUCUCAACGCGAUCUUUAGUAGGCUGGGCGACAGAAUGUGGCGCAGCGAUGGCGUGAUCCAGCGCAAGAUCGAGGACAAGUUCUUCCUGGCCUGGCCCGGCGCGCGGUUCAUGAGCCACGAAGACGAAGCGAGAGAGGCGCUGCGCCUGACGCGGACGUCGUCGUCGAUGAUCGACGAAUCGGACGACGACAGCGAGAGCGAGGGCAUGAGCGUGGAGUCCGAAACGGGCAGAAUGAUGUCAACGACAACCACCUCGAGCACAUCGUCGAGCAGCCACGAGUUGUUUGUGAAUCCGAGCAAUGCUGCGGCGUCGACCACUUUGGUACCGUCAGCCUGGCCGGUGCUGUCGCCGGUCGACGCCACGCUCUGGCAAACGCUCCACUCGCGCCAGAAGCGAAAGCUGGGCGAGAACGGCGGCGAACAGACGCUGCAGUCUGGCGGCGACGCGGCGACGCCCAGCGACAGCGGAAAGCGGAAGGCCAAGCGGCGCCGUUUCGAGCUGGCGGCGCUCGAGGAGGCCCUCAACCAGGUCGAGGAGGAGCGAAGCGAUGUCGACAAGAAUAGGAGCGUGAAGGGCAAGGAGAAGGCGGACCAAUCGGCUGCUGCUGAGGACGACCAGAACGAUGACGACGGCGACGCGGUGGGCGAUCAGGAGCGAUUCAAUCUGACCUACUCUCGCGCCAAGGUCUUCGGGCAGAUCUUUGUCAAUGGUCAGAGCCACACCAUGAAGGCGUUGGGCAUUGAUGCUGGGCAGCUCUUUGUUCAGCUUCGCAUAGAUCUCGGGACGCCUUUCUCAAACGAGGAGAUCACACUCAAGCCCGUGGUCUCUCGCUGCACGACCUACGCCAUCCCCGCAGAAGCCACGCACUCGGCGUUGAACUUGGGCUGUGCGCUGAACAACAGCGACUACUCGGACGUCCAGUUCGUGUUCCCCGACGAAGGAGUCACCUGCUACGGCCACAAGGUGAUCUUGGCCUCGCGGUCGGAGUACUUUGCGCGGCUCUUCUCGUGCGGACUCAAGGAGAGCCGCGAGGAGAAGCCCGUGGUGGAGAUCAAGGAGCUCAGCUCGCACACCUUCCUGGCCAUGCUCAAGUAUGUCUACAUCAACGACGUCGACUUUGCCGAUCGCGUUUCAAUUGGGCGGACUCAAAAAGCUGUGCGAGGAGCGCCUCGCCUCAUCCUUCUCCCUGCCCACCGCCAUCCGCCUCCUCACCGCCUUCAACAUAUCCGAGGAUCUGCGCAAUCAGUGCAUUUCAUUCGUGUUGGCGCACUGGGGCGAGCUGGAGAAGACAGACGAGUUCAGGGACCUCAUGCUCUACUACCCCGACUUGCUCCAGGAGAUCUACGGCUCGCUCGCCAUCGAAGAGUGCGACAUCACGGGGACCGGGGAUCAACUCCUAAUCGAGAGCAAGCUGCAGGAAAAUUACAUGCGACCCUCGUCCGCUGCUCUGCGCCUUCGCAACGACCAGCAGGAGCUGCACGAUCACCCCCUCCCGGAUGUGAACGCCAUCCAGGACAACCUCAAUCCGCUCAUGUGGACGGCCAAGGUCAGAUCCCUCAUGGGCGAGGAGAUCGACGAGGGUCUGUCGGCUUUCACCCUGCUCUUCAACGACGACUACCCCAACGACCCACCUCUGGUGCGGUUCAAGUGCAACCGGAGCCACCCGAACGUCUUCUCCGACGGCUUUCUGCACCACGGCGUGUUGUCCCUGGGGUGGAACUGCACACAGACCGUCAAAGACAUUCUCCAGAAGCCGAUGGCGGAAUACCCGGCCAACCUGCACUGCCCCCAACCCGUGGGCACCAGCACUGUGUCCUCCCAGCCCGUCGACUCGGCCGGUCAUCAACAGCAGGAGCAGGAGGAAGAGGAGUCCUCCAUGCAAGAGGCGCUUGA